This is a messenger RNA of Micropterus dolomieu (smallmouth bass), 4807 nucleotides long. Its product is annotated as rab11 family-interacting protein 2. The record is from RefSeq and is a predicted model, not a curated record. Gene Ontology annotation, biological process: regulated exocytosis. Gene Ontology annotation, cellular component: endosome; phagocytic cup. The transcript has 6 exons. Lineage: Eukaryota; Metazoa; Chordata; Actinopteri; Centrarchiformes; Centrarchidae. The coding region runs from base 420 to 1829 and encodes 469 amino acids. Gene Ontology annotation, molecular function: small GTPase binding.
UAAAGAUCGUCGCUGGCCGUCAGCAGUGAUUAGCAACUAACAGCAACAGCUGCAGCAGCAGGAACUAACAUUAGCUGGAAUUUGCCUCAGAAACCACAACAUGAAUGUAUUUGUGAAGGAAGUCUCUUAGCUGAAGUGCAGAAUGUCCUUCUAGUGUCGAUAAAAAUGAAACCGAGAUGACUCACCAGUGGCUUGGACAUCUGUGAUUUGACAGAAGAUGAGGCUUGCUGAGUUUGUCGGACUUGUCACUACUUUUAAUGAUUGCUACUGUAGGCACAUAAACCACACUGACAUGUACAACAAACUAUAGUGAAUCAUGUUUGUUGCUUUUUGCGCAUCACUCUCACUAAAACAACUAACUACAUACACUAUCAUUUAGUUUGUUUUGAAUGGCUUUCAGUUGAUAACCAGUGCUGACGAUGUCACUGGGUGAGCAGUCUCAAAAGUGGUUUCCAACCCAUGUCCAAGCCACUGUUCUUCAAGCAACUGGUUUACAGCCCAAGGGCAAGAAUGGCACCAAUGAUGCCUACACUAUCAUCCAGCUGGGCAAAGAAAAGUACUCAACAUCAGUGGCAGAGAAGACACUUAACCCUGUCUGGAGAGAAGAAGCCUCCUUUGAAUUACCUGGUUUACUUUUGGAGGGCAACCCAGAAGUAUAUGAACUCUGCCUUAUAGUGAUGCAUCGGUCCUUGGUUGGGAUGGACAAAUUCCUGGGUCAGAAGUCCAUCAACCUCAAUGAAAUCUUUGAUAACAAGGAGCGGAAGAAAACUGACUGGUAUGCUUUGGAGUCCAAGCCGGGGAAGAAAAGGAAAGAGCGUGGCCGCAUCCAAGUCAGCAUCCAGUUCAUGAGGAACAACAUGACAGCCAGCAUGUUUGACCUCUCCAUGAAGGAAAAGCCCCGCUCGCCUUUUUCCAAACUUAAGGUCAAAAUGAAGGGUCGCAAACACGACAGUGGCUUUUCUGACACAUCUUCAGCCAUCCUGCCUCGCUCUGCCAUAUCCGACUCAGAGCCCAACCGCCAAUCCUUCGCUCCAGAACGACAACCUCCGCCUGAAGCAAAGGUCAAGAGACCACUACUCGCUGGGACCCAUAAACUCUCUGCUGCCCAUUCCAUGUCAGAUCUCAUUGGAACCCACUUUCGGCCCAAACUGGACUCCAUGAACUCCAUAGAAGAGAGUGGGAGUGCAGGCGGCCCACACAGGCGUUCCCAGAGCGAGGUGCCAGGCUACCAGGACGGUGAGGCACACGGUGACCCUUUUACUGAUAUCAGUGACACCCUGCCACAGAAGUAUGCCACGCUCCCACGCAAUCGCAACCCAUUUGAGGGGGAGCAUGGGCAGCUGUGGGACCGGGCUGAGCGGAAGGAGAAAAAGGAGAAGGUCAGCCUACUGGAACGCGUCACGGGAAAGAAGGAAGGCCGCAAGACCAGCAACGGGGGGCGUUCGGGCAGCUCUGGAGACCUGCGUUCCCCUAACCCCUUUAGUGAAGACUCACAAGCAGACACUAACCCGUUCAUCUCCAACUACAAAACCAGUGAUAAAAAGUCAAGAAAUGUAGACAUCACCUUUGGCCAAAGGAAGAAGGACAUCGAUGGCAAGAAAGACGAGAUAACAAAGGAAAGAGUGGCCGCCUAUAGCAACUUGUCCUUUGAGGAAGUUGUGCAGGAACUUAUCAAGCAGAAAGAAGUGGUGAAAAAGAAAGACGCCCACAUCAGGGAGCUGGAAGACUACAUCGACAACCUACUUGUGCGCGUCAUGGAGGAGACGCCGAGCAUUCUACGGACACCCUACGAGCCAAAAAAGAAGGCGGGUAAACUAAGUAAAAAGUAGAAAGAAAAGACACAAGAUGAAAAGCUGCUGAUGAAGGUUUAACAGUAGCUCGUGUCAGUUUCAUGUGGUAAAAUAAGUGGUAACAAAUGGGAUUGAUCAAAACCAAUUUUAUGAUUGAGUUAUGUCUUUGCUUUAGAACAUUUUCAUUCACCAUCAACUAAAAUAACCAAAACAUUCCACAUGUUUUGGUUAUUUUAGUUGAUGCAGGUUUUUUGCACUCUUUGUUUGGCAGAAAUAUUAAUUACUUGUGAUUACUUGUUUGCGGUGCAUUUUAGGUACUUAAACAGGAUGCGAGAAAUUCAUCGGUUGAUUCAAGUCAAAUCAAAUCCAUGUUUUUGAAAAAGAUUGGGUUUUAGUACCAAUAUUGUAUGAACUUGUGAACUCUGAGGUCUGUUGCACAUACAGCUGCCAUCAUCUCCCAAAAAGCUCUUACAGUGCAAAUGCAGCCAAAUUCAUGUUUACCAGAUGCUGUAGUCACAGUUGUAUGAGGUUGUUGAAAGUGGUUGAUAAGAUGAAGCUGUUACUUUGUUUACACUCAUGCACGACUCUUAAACUUGGCACCUAAAAACUACAAAACCAUUCAGCAGAGGGAGCAUCAGCCUUUUUUUGAGAGUGAACUCUGCUCUUCCACAUAAUAGCCUGAGUGAUUCAUGGGUAUUCUUAGAAAGAUUGGAAGACAGUUACGGUAAGAAUUUGCUGGACAGUAUCUGGGAGUCUGGUUUCACUCUAGCUUACAGAGUCAUGCAUAUUUACAAAAAAGAAAUGGAACAAACGUUUAUUCUUAUCAGUUAUUGACUUUUCUUUCUUUACUGUAUUUGUGAUGACUAUCAUUUAAGUUUCUUGUACCAAGGGUCUCGAUCACUGGCUCAAGGGGAACAUUUUACUGACUUUAUGUGCAAUAAUCAUAACUUGAGUAUCUUGCUUUAUAUUCUGCUGGUAAUGUUCUUGUUUACAUUUUAAUCACAUCUCUUGAGUUUAACUCAUCUCUUAAUAUUGAUUUGAUUCACUGGAAAAGCUUGGAGUUCUUUGAUGCAGCCUCCACAGAUUGACCAGCCUUCAUCUCCUUUAAAUACAGUUUUUUGCUGAAGAUUGUAUUAAUGGUACAGAGCUGCACAUGUGGAUAUUUGCUGAACAAUCUUUAUUUAUAAGUAUUUUGUAGCUUAUUUACAUAUGAACAUUAUUUCAAGGUAUUUUUAAGGUACUUUAUAAUAAAAACUCUACUGUAUCCCAAUGCCCCCUCACCACCUGUUCUAUUGUAUUAACACUGUACAGUUAGUACAAGUCCACCAACAGAGCUCAAUUAAUAAAAUAUCCAUGUAUUAAGGUUUUUAUAUAAAUGUUAUUAGCAUUAAUAUCUGUUUACCUUUAAUGGUAAUCUAGUCACAAAUGCAUUGUGUUCUGUUCCUCAGUAUAUUUCAGCUAUUGUUUUUCUUUUUGUUUUAUCAAAAGAGUCCAAUUUUUAACAUUCAUAAAAGAUUAAGUGUGUCUUACCAGUUCACUGAGUACUAAUGAGAAUGAUUCCCUAAUUGUUCAAGGUAAACAUCCAAUCAGUGUCAUUCAGGUUAAAAAUAACAGCCCAGCGGACCGUGAGGAGAUACUCGCUGAAUUUAACAAAAAGACGUGUAUCGGAUUAGAAUCGUAUACCCAACUUCAAUUCUGUUAAUUUAUCAGUUUCUGCUGAACAAAUACUGAUUGAGCUACAGCGCUGCACGGCUGGUACAAAAAUGAACUAAAUGACAACUUAAGUCUCUGAAAGAGGCCAAGUUUUUUUUCACCUAUACCUGUGCUUGUGCUAGAUGUUCAACAUUAGUACGAUCACUUACUGAUGUUUAGGUUUACAUUUUCAAUUGUUUAUUCCUAUUUAUGAAAAGCAGCUUCAUGUACAGUGUUAAACGUACUUUGUAGUAUCAAAGUUGCACACAGUUUUUAAUAAUUGAUGACGAUCCACCUUGUCCUUCUGGUAUUUAUAUCUGUUUUUAUUAUUACUUUCCAGUCUCAUGUCUUUAUAAUAUUUGACCUUUACACUGUAUGAUACCAAAUCACAGCUGAGACAAAGUGCUACAAUGUGUUUAUGGAAUGUCAACGAUCAAAAAGACUUUCAGUCCGUUUUUAUUUUUCAUGAAUUUCACACCACUUGGAAACACAUUUUUGUCAUGUACUAAUUUUCUUUCUGCUGCUGUGAAAGUAGUUAUUUCAGCCAAACAUACAGAUCACUAUUUGGACCAAGCCAAAAUUUCUUGUAACUGAAUGUAUUAAGGUUGGCUUUGAAAUACAUAAUUCUGAAAUGUAUAAUAAUAUACAGUACACUAACAAGGGCAUCGAACCUUUCUUGCCUUUAAAGUAUUUGGUGUAUCCAAAGAGAUAAUUUCAUGUGGGUGAUCCCCCCCCCCCAAAAAAAACCCCACACACACACACACACACACACACACACACACACACACACACACACACACACACACACACACACACACACACACACACGUCUUUGUAGUAGUCUGACAAAAUUCAGACAUCUUCAUUAUGGAUAUGCGAUGAUGUGACACAGAUGUUGGGUAAAUUCCUUUGUAUUGGAAAAGCUGAUCUGCAUAUAUUUUUUAAAGCCAAAAAUGUUGGAAUCAGUUCAUAAAAUGAUGAGUAUUAUGUGACACUAAUUAAGACAAUAUGUGGAUAAGAACCUGUUUUCCAUUACGGAAACACUUCUCACUGAUUGCCUUUCUACAUGUGCUGAAGUGUAAACUAUGUCUUCUCGUGUUACAGGCUUUAACUAGUCUGUAUUGGUAGUAAGUCAGUUGUUCAUAGACUUUGCCAAGCUCUUAAUACUUCCAUUGUACAUACUGUAUAGUGACUUUGUAAUUUCACUUCACCUCCUUUUGACCUUCUGCACAUUUUGUUGUGCUGUACAAUGUUUGAAAAAAAGUGCUUUAUGGGGAAUCUUUUGUGUGAGGUUCAGUCAGUGGGAAUAAAAGUAUAACACUGAA